AUGAAGAUACCCGGGGCGCAAGGUAAUCCUUGUGCCACAACUCCGCAUAUAUUUCUCGUGCAAUUGCUCCUUCUCUGCCUGUGUUCAUUGUUCUGCACCGGUUUCUCCCAAUCAAACCCUACAAAAUGCCCCGGCAGCUCCAUCGAUAUCCCAUCCCCUUUCAACAUCCCUGGCAACUCGAGCAUCUCGAGGAAUCCAGGCUUCGACAUAUCAUGUGAUUCAACAGGGCCAAUGAUAUCGCUCGGUCGCAAGCAGUACAGGGUCCUGGGCAUCUCGCUGCUCCAGGGCUAUGUACGUGUAACCGGUCACACCGUCUACACCCAGUGCCAGCAGAACGCUGGCCCGGUGACCACAAACUUCAUCGACCUUCGGGGCACGCCUUUCACCUUCUCAGACACACUUAACAAGUUCACCGUCGUUGGCUGUGACUCCAUGGCCAUGAUACAAAGCCCGGACGUAACGAGUCGGUACAGGGGAGGCUGCGUGUCGUUCUGCGCUUCUGAGGGAAGCAUCACCAGUGGCACAUGCUCUGGGGUGGGCUGCUGCCAAGCUUCAGUGCCCGAGGAACUCAAGGUACUGAAGUUAGAGUUUACCAGCAUACGGAGCCAACUCCUGCAGUCCUCCGGAUCUUUGGGGAACAUCAGUAAAAGCAGUAGCGCAUGGUGCAGCAAGGCGUUCAUCGUGGACCAAGGUUCCUAUGUGUUCUCCAGGGAUCACUUGGAUAGAAACCUGACGAACCUGCCAAUGGUACUUGACUGGUCUAUAUCCGGCGGCAACUGCUCAGAGGCGCGUAGUGCACCUCAGACCUACAUGUGCAAGGAGAACACCGAUUGUUAUACCGUGGCAAAUAACACCGCGUACCGCUGCAACUGUUCUGCAGGUUUCACUGGGAACCCUUAUCUGGGAUGCCAAGAUAUUGAUGAAUGCAAAGACAAAAAUAAGUACCCCUGCACGCACAAGUGCAUCAACAGAAUUGGUGGUUUUAACUGUACAUGCCCGAUGGGCAUGACGGGGGAUGGUAAGAAGCAGGGCAAUGGGUGCAGUAGAGAUAAAACACUAUUGAUUGCCGCAGGUGGAGGCCUGCCUUUGCUGCUUGUUCUCCUCAUGCUCGGAUUCUGGACCCAUUGGCUUUUCACGAAGAGAAAGCUUGCGAAGAUAAGACAGAAAUACUUUUUGCAGAAUGGUGGUAUGCUCCUGAAGCAGCAAAUGUUUUCUCAGAGGGCGCCGUUGAGGAUAUUCACGUCUAGCGAGCUUGAAAAGGCAACCAACAGAUUCAGUGAUGACAACAUAGCUGGCCGAGGUGGAUUUGGGACGGUCUACAAAGGCGUUCUAUCUGAUCAAAUGGUCGUGGCGAUCAAGAAGGCGCAGCGAGUUGAUCAGAGCCAGGUGGAACAAUUUGUUAAUGAGAUGGUCAUUCUCUCACAAGUGAACCACGAGAAUGUGGUUCAGCUAGUUGGCUGUUGUCUCGAGUCAGAAGUUCCAUUGUUGGUUUAUGAAUUCAUCACCAACGGGGCCCUUUUUCACCACCUCCACAACACAUCAGCCCCGAUGCCGUGGAAGGAACGCCUAAGGAUUGCAGUGGAAACUGCAACAGCACUUGCAUACUUGCACAUGGCUACAGAGAUGCCAAUUAUUCACAGAGAUGUCAAGUCCUCAAACAUACUCCUCGACGAGAGCUUCACCGCGAAGGUCUCCGAUUUUGGUGCUUCGAGGCCAAUGGCCCAUAAUCAGACCCAUGUGACGACCUUAGUGCAGGGGACACUAGGGUACAUGGACCCUGAGUACUUCCAGACAAGCCAACUGACCGAGAGAAGUGACGUCUACAGCUUUGGUGUAGUACUUAUCGAGCUAUUGACAAGGCAGAAACCAAUAUUUGGCGGUAAGAUGGAUGAGGUGAGAAGCCUAGCAUUGCAUUUCAGUAUACUAUUCCAUGAGAACCGGUUGUCUGAAAUUGUAGAUCCUCAGGUAGACGAGGAAGCUGGGGCUAGACAUGUUAAAACUCUGGCACAGCUGGCCUUGCGAUGCUUAAGGCUGAAAGGUGAGCAGAGGCCAAGGAUGGUAGAGGUUGCAGUCGAACUUGAAGCGCUGCGAAGACUAAUGAAGCAACACUGCUUAGUCAAUCCCGAAGAUUGAACAAGAGUGUUGUGUGGCAGACUUGCUAGACUUCACAAUUUCAGAUUCAGUUGGUAUAUUGAUGUGGAAAGAUGUGUGAAACAACACCGAGAGCAAAUAAGAGCCUCUUCUUGAGAGUCUCAGUGCGACG
Triticum aestivum (bread wheat) is the source of this 2263-nucleotide messenger RNA. Its product is annotated as wall-associated receptor kinase 3. Gene Ontology annotation, molecular function: ATP binding; calcium ion binding; protein serine/threonine kinase activity. The record is from RefSeq and is a predicted model, not a curated record. The transcript has 3 exons. The coding region runs from base 1 to 2133 and encodes 710 amino acids. Gene Ontology annotation, cellular component: plasma membrane. Gene Ontology annotation, biological process: cell surface receptor signaling pathway; protein phosphorylation. Lineage: Eukaryota; Viridiplantae; Streptophyta; Magnoliopsida; Poales; Poaceae.